CAUGGCGGAGGCGCAGCAGCGUACCGGAGCGGAGGAAGUUCUACCGGAGCACCGGGAGGGCUCGGCGGCAGACAGCGGGGCCCCGGGAGCGGCCGCCCGGGACAAGCCCGUGUGCCUCCUCGUGCUCGGCAUGGCGGGCUCCGGGAAGACCACCUUGGUUCAGAGGCUGACCGCUCACCUUCACUCUGUGAAAUCUCCUCCGUACGUCAUCAACCUCGACCCAGCGGUCCACGAGGUCCCCUACCCCGCCAACAUCGACAUCAGGGACACGGUGAACUACAAGGAGGUGAUGAAGCAGUACGGCCUGGGGCCCAACGGGGGCAUCGUGACCUCGCUCAACCUGUUCGCCACGCGCUUCGACCAGGUGAUGCAGUUCCUAGAGAAGAAGCAGCAGGACCACCGCUAUGUGCUGAUUGACACCCCGGGUCAGAUUGAAGUCUUCACCUGGUCUGCGUCUGGAACCAUCAUCACCGAGACUCUGGCCUCGUCGUUCCCGUGCGUGGUGGUGUACGUGAUGGACACGGUCCGCAGCGUCAGCCCCAUCACCUUCAUGUCCAACAUGCUCUACGCCUGCAGUAUCCUCUACAAGACCAAGCUGCCCUUCAUCGUGGCCAUGAACAAAACCGACAUCAUCGACCACAGCUUUGCGGUGGAGUGGAUGCAGGACUUCGAGGUCUUCCAGGAGGCCCUGAACCAGGAGAGCUCGUACGCCAGCAACCUGACGCGCUCCAUGAGUCUGGUUCUGGACGAGUUCUACACGCACCUGAGGGUUGUGGGCGUGUCCUCGGUCUCUGGCAGCGGAUUGGACGAGCUGUUCGUUCAGGUGGAAGACGCCGCCCAGGAGUACGAGAGGGACUAUCGACCUGAGUACGAGAGGCUCCGUCAGCAGCUGGCGGAGGCUCAGAGCAGGAAGCAGCAGGAGCAGCUGGAGCGGCUCAGGAAGGACCUGGGCGCGGUCGACAUGAGCAGCGCACCUCCAGCAGACUUCGCCGGACCCAGUGACCUCAUCAUGAUGCGCGGUAACCCUGACGACAGCGAGGAGGACGAGGACAGCGACACGGACGACAUCGAUCACAGCGCGACGGAGGAGAGCAAAGAGGGCGACUCCUUCGGAACCUUCCUGAAGGAGAGGAAGGAGGUGGUGCAGGUCCGAAACAGGAGGUGUGAGGUGCCUGAUGACCCUUGACCUCUGACCCCUCAGCCUGACCCCUAAAUGUCGGGAGAAAAGAGAUUGACAGAAUUAACCACAGCAACACCUGAACUUCCUGUCUGAUCAGGUGACCCCUGCUCCUCCUCCCCGUCUGAGAAAAUAAAAGGUUCUAUUUUUUUAUCCUAAAGACUCUUUUCUUCUUUCUUUGUGUUCUUCAUCAUCGUUUAUGUUGUAAAAACAGGAUUUAUGAUCUGCAAAUAAAAGUAAAGUAUU
Molecule: messenger RNA, 1423 nt
Organism: Pseudoliparis swirei
Lineage: Eukaryota; Metazoa; Chordata; Actinopteri; Perciformes; Liparidae
Gene: gpn1
Product: GPN-loop GTPase 1
Exons: 13
Coding region: 2-1186 (394 amino acids)
Molecular function (GO): ATP hydrolysis activity; GTPase activity
Source: RefSeq, a predicted model, not a curated record